AUGCGUUACUUUAUGGACGCACUGUAUAUACGAUAAUUUCAGUUAAGACCAAAUAAGUGUUGUUGUUAAUCUAAAACUCCAAACAGAAAAAACAGUUCGAGUGUGAUAUAAUAAAAUACUUCAUAGUUUUAUAUGAAAUAAUUUUAAUAUGUGGUAACCUUUAAGCAACAAGACAAGAACAAGACCAUCACAGAAUUGCGCCAAAUGUAGACAACUUACCGUUACCGUUUUCUACCAUCAUUACAGUCUCAUUUUUUCAAGGGAACCUGACUGGAUGUUAUAAAAUAAGAUACGAGGUACGAGGCAGGCAACCGGCAACUGUUAAGGUUAUGUUUACUUCUCAAACCUAACCUAAGUUUCAAAAAUUCAAAACAAGUAAAUAAUAUUUUUUUAAUUUUUGUAGCGUUAAUUUUUGUUUAAACUUUAUUAAAUAUGGUACAAAAGGAACUUCAGAAAGUAAAUUUACCUUGGGUUGAAAAAUAUCGUCCAAGUACACUUGAUGAUUUAGUGUCUCAUGAAGAUAUUAUAAAAACUGUCAGUAAAUUUAUUCGAGAUGAUCAGGUACCCCACUUGCUGUUUUAUGGACCCCCUGGUACAGGAAAAACAAGUACAAUUUUGGCAUGUGCGAAACAAUUAUAUACUCCCGCCCAGUUUUCGUCGAUGGUCUUAGAGUUGAAUGCUUCAGAUGACAGAGGAAUAGGUAUUGUCAGAGGCCAGAUUCUGACAUUUGCCAGUACAGGAACAAUGUUCAAGUCUGGCUUUAAGCUUAUUAUUCUAGAUGAAGCUGAUGCGAUGACAAUGGAUGCACAAAAUGCCCUUAGACGUAUAAUCGAAAAAUAUACGGAAAAUGUGAGAUUUUGUAUAAUUUGCAAUUACCUGAGCAAGAUCAUACCUGCCCUUCAGUCUCGUUGUACUCGAUUUCGAUUUGGUCCUCUGUCUCCUGAACAGAUUCUGCCAAGACUGAACUACGUCAUCGAUGAAGAAAAAGUAUCUGUAACAGAAGACGGCAAAAAAGCUUUACUUACUCUAGCUAAUGGCGAUAUGCGAAAAGUACUGAACGUGCUACAAAGUACAUGGUUGGCAUACAAACAAGUCACAGAGGACAACGUGUACACGUGCGUGGGCCACCCGCUCAGAACGGACAUCGAGAGCAUCGUCAAAUGGUUGCUGAACGAAGACUUCAAAACCACGUACAAUAACAUCAAAGAAUUAAAAAUGAUCAAAGGGCUGGCCCUGCACGAUAUACUUACAGAGGUGCACAAGUACGUCCAUAGGAUCGAGUUUCCGUUUGAUGUCAUGAUCGAUUUGCUCGAGAAGAUGGGCGAAAUUGAAUAUCGAUUGUGUGCUGGUGCCAAUGAGAAUAUUCAACUCACAGCUUUAAUAUCUGCGUUCCAGGAUGUUAAGGAUAUCAAAGCUCCAGAAGAAUCUCACUGAUUUUGUACUCCGCUAAGUUCUUAUUUCAUAUGUAAUAUUUUUUUACUAAAUUUUGUUAAAAAGA
Messenger RNA from Diabrotica virgifera virgifera (western corn rootworm), 1498 nucleotides. Its product is annotated as replication factor C subunit 5-like. Gene Ontology annotation, cellular component: nucleus; DNA replication factor C complex. Bases 433 to 1434 code for a protein of 333 amino acids. NCBI's taxonomy places the organism in Eukaryota, Metazoa, Arthropoda, Insecta, Coleoptera, Chrysomelidae. Gene Ontology annotation, biological process: DNA-templated DNA replication; DNA repair. The record is from RefSeq and is a predicted model, not a curated record. Gene Ontology annotation, molecular function: ATP binding; ATP hydrolysis activity; DNA binding. The transcript has 7 exons.